UGACAGCAUACCACCAUCUUGGGAUCUGGAGCCGGUGUCCCAGGUUCGGGGGACUCUGUCGGUACCGGCACGGGUCUGCGCCGCGCAGCGAGGACGCGGGGUGUCUCGACUCCGCCAUGAUGUAGACUUGAGUUUUCCUGGGAAAUCCUCUUGACAUACUAAUUCCAGAAGGCCCAAGGGAGGAACUCUUUCCCUGGAAGCUGGAAAUGGGCACUGCAUGACCAAACCAGAGCUCAUCUUUGAGUGGGAGCUUCAAUUUGGACCAUGGACCACAGCAGAAGCCUCAGUUGGAUGCGUGUCCGCAGGAUCAUCUUGAUCAAGAGGCACUAAUGCCGUCUCUGUUCCCCGUGACAUGCUGCUGCCUUGAGAACCAUAGUGAGGACACUGGCUGUCCUGGAAUCUGGAAAUGGUGUUGGUGUCAUUUGAGGACGUAGCCGUGGACUUCACCUGGGAGGAGUGGCAGGACCUGGACGCUGCUCAGAGGACCCUGUACAGGGACGUGAUGCUGGAGACCUACAGCAGCCUGGUGUCCUUGGGGCACUGCAUGGCCAAACCUGAGCUGAUUUUCAACUUAGAACAGGGACUUGGGCCACAGAGCACAGAAGGAGCCUCAGUCUGGAACCUCUCAGGUGUCGGCAAAGUGAGUAGCCUGGUUGAUACCAUCCAGAAAAAUGAUAGCAGACAUUUCUGGCAAAUUGAAAUCAACAGCCAUACAGCAAAUGAAGAACUGGUUGAGGCAGAACUGCAGAUUCAUGAGGAAAUCCACCGAGGGGCAAAAUCCUAUGAAUGUGAAGUAUGUUUGGAAGCAUUUUAUCUGAAGCCACAGUAUAGCACAAAGCAGAGAUAUCACACAUGCGAGAAUCCAUAUGACUGUAAGAAAUGUAGAGAAACUUUCUAUUCUAAGUCUACCUUCAGUCAGUAUCAGAGGCUUGAGAGAGGUGAGAAACCCCAUGCGUGUUUAGAGUGUGGGAAAUCCUUCUACUGCAAGUCUCACCUCACUGUGCAUCAGAGGACCCACACCGGUGAGAAGCCUUAUGAAUGUAAAGACUGCAGGAAAGCUUUCUACAGCAAGUCCCAGCUCAAUGUGCAUCUGAGAAUUCACACCGGUGAGAAGCCUUAUGAAUGUCCCGAGUGCAGGAAGGCUUUCUACCGUAAUUCUGACCUCACUGUACAUCAGAGAACUCAUACAGGUGAGAAGCCCUAUGAAUGUAAAGUCUGCAAUAAAGCUUUCUACUGCAAUUCACAGCUCACUGUACAUCACAGGACUCAUACAGGUGAGAAGCCUUAUGAGUGUCAAGUAUGCAAUAAAGCUUUCUACUGCAAGUCACAACUCGCUGUACAUCACAGGACUCAUACUGGCGAGAAGCCUUAUCAAUGUAAAGAAUGCAGGAAGGCAUUCCAGUGUAGGUCAGACCUCACUCGACAUCAGAGAACUCAUACUGGCGAGAGGCCAUAUGAAUGUCCCGAGUGCAGGAAAGCUUUCUACCGCAAGUCAGACCUCACAGUACAUCAGAGAACACAUACAGGUGAGAAGCCCUACGAAUGUAAAGAGUGCAGGAAAGCUUUCUACUGUAAUUCACAACUUACUGUACAUCAAAGACAACACACAGGCGAGAAGCCUUAUAAAUGUAAAGACUGCGGGAAAGCUUUUCAGUGCAAAUACGAACUCACUCGACAUCAGAGAACACACACAGGCGAGAAGCCGUAUGGAUGUAGAGAGUGCAAGAAAGCUUUUUACACCAAGUCAGAUCUCACUCGGCAUCUAAAAACUCACGCAGGGGACAAACCCUGAAGAUGUAGAGCAGGGUAAUAGUUAAUAAGUCCGUUCUUAACUAGCAUCAGAGAACACACAUAAACACGUUUUCCCAUAAAAUUAGACUCAAUCUCAGAGAAUCCCUACAAAUUUAAGAAACCAUUGAUGUAAGAAAGGUCUCUAGCUCAUCUCCAUGUGUAGACCUGAUUACUUUAGGGAAUGUGAAAAGACUGUGUGUGGUCAAAUCUUUUGUGACAUCAUUUAGUAUAUACAGGUGAAUUUCCCUUGGAAUAUAAAGAAUACUAAAGCACUUUUUUUUUCCUUAAAUUAUAAAGCACAAUCAAUGGCAGGAAAUCUCAUCCAGACUUUAUGAAUAUAUAUGACAUGGAAAAGGUUGAUACCUAAGUCAUGCCUCGGUCUACAGAAAACCUCAUAAAGUAGUCACGCAUAGCAAAUGAUUUAGCCAGGCGCACCUUUGCAUUCUGACCCAUGUGAGUGAUCUUGGCAAGACUCAUUUGGACUUGAUGUUUAACAGCACAGCAAGACACAAAAUCAAGACGGAGGAAAUCUCGGCAUGGAGGUGCUCAGCUCUCAUCCUAGCACUCGGGGCAGUGUCAGAUGCAUCAGUGUUUGUGCUGACCUCUUCCAAAUAGUGUGUUCUGGGCCAGCUAUGGAUCACAGUUAAAUCCUGUCAUGAAAAAAGUGAGAAAAUGUUAAAUGGCAAUAAAACCCAUAAGAAAGAAUAUAAAGGACCUUUUAAAUAGUACUUGAAACUCAACUGACAUCAGAAACACAACAAAAUACACUAAAGUAUACGAGUGUGAUACAAGAGUACAGGUGAUGCCUUACACCAUCACAUUACAUCACCAUGUUACAUCAUCAGGAUAAUGAUUUCAGUAUUCAGUUGUGGACACACACAGUAGGAACCCUGUCAGUCUAUAGGUUAUAAAAGCUGCACUCACACAUUAGCAAGCAUGACAUCAAGUGUGAAAGUGAAAACACAUUUGAAUGUACAAAAUGAGUUGAGCUUGAGUGUGGCACAGUCACACGUGCUUGUGAAGCACACACAUUUCCUGUUCUUCUGGGUUUGAGAGUUCUUACACUUCAUCAACAUUCAUGCCCAUGAGUCCAUUUUUGGAGAAUAUAAAGCAAUUGUGAAGAAGUUGCAACAAAUUGAUCAUGACGUUUUGAGUGCUGUCUGUGAAAUCACACCUUGUUUCAUAAGACAAGGCCUACAUAUGCAGGCCAGGCUGACUAGGAAUUUCUUCUAUCGUGGGCAGUUCUCAUAUUCACAGUCAUACUGAUGCAGGCUCUUGAGAUCUUGGAUUAGAGGAAUGGUCUUCCAUGCAACUAUAUAUAUCUUUAGUAUGUGACAUUUUCAGUGAAAUUUCAACAUUUUUAUACACUAUAAAUUUGGGGGAGAAAAUUCAGUUUAUGUAACUUGCACGUUAAUUUCCAGAUGGAAUUGUCUGCGAUGGCAUUGGAAAUGAAGCAGCCAACUGUAUUCUACCAAAUAAACACAAUGAGAUUUCUAGCCAGUGUAAAUUAAGCUUUUUCUUUGGGCAUUUAUUUUUAUUAUAACUAGUUUGGUAGUAGUUAGUGAAUAUAGUAGUCAAAGCCUGGCAAUUCUAAUAGACAUCUGUUUCUACACAAUUGCUUCUCACGACAUAUGGACUUUUCUAUGUAUUAUUAUAGUUAUUCAAAUUUUGCCUACAGAACACUCAGCAUGACAGUAUAGGAAACAUGCAUAUGUUGUAUAAGACAUAAUAAUGGAGGGAAAUGGAAGUGACAUCAUGCAUACCUUUGUGUAUAGUCCUGAUUGUAAUAUUCGAUAUAUAUAAGUGAGAUACAUAGACUAUAGACGAGAGAUAGA
Molecule: messenger RNA, 3626 nt
Organism: Mus caroli (Ryukyu mouse)
Lineage: Eukaryota; Metazoa; Chordata; Mammalia; Rodentia; Muridae
Product: zinc finger protein 809-like
Biological process (GO): regulation of transcription by RNA polymerase II
Cellular component (GO): PcG protein complex; transcription regulator complex; nucleus
Molecular function (GO): RNA polymerase II cis-regulatory region sequence-specific DNA binding; DNA-binding transcription factor activity, RNA polymerase II-specific
Source: RefSeq, a predicted model, not a curated record